Molecule: messenger RNA, 1215 nt
Organism: Alternaria infectoria
Lineage: Eukaryota; Fungi; Ascomycota; Dothideomycetes; Pleosporales; Pleosporaceae
Exons: 2
Coding region: 1-1215 (404 amino acids)
Source: RefSeq, a predicted model, not a curated record
AUGGCUUUCACAAUCGAAACUGGACUGCAGGUCUGGACAAUCGCUUUAUCAGUCAGCUCGAUCGCUUUGUCUACCAUCGCGGUCAUCUUACGUCUCAUGGCCAAAUACAUCCGUAAACGAAUCGACGCCAGCGACUACUGCAUCAUAGCAGCUUUGGUGUUCAACCUAGCAACAAACUGCAACCACUUAUACCUCGUCUUCCACGCAGGCUAUGGCCUCGAACUCACAACCCUCCUACAGCGUUUUGGUAUCCUCAAUAUGCGCAUCCUCUCGAAAGGCACAUUAGUCGCGGUGUGUACUUGGCAUGUCACUGCCUGCCUGUCCAAGCUCUCGGUCCUGCUCAUGUACACUUCGAUCAUACCCAACGCAUCCAUGCGCGUAAUAUGUCGCUAUUUCGGCGCGACGAUCGUCGUAUGGACAGUGGCAGAUCUGAUUGCAGUAUUGUCGAUUUGCAGACCGUUCAACAUGGCAUGGAUCAACGCAGACAAAUGCCCUAACCAGACUCUGUUCUAUUUCAUCAUGGGCUUACUGAAUCUGAUCAUCGAUACAAUCAUCAUCGCACUUCCGAUGCCGUAUCUGAUCCGCCUGCGGACGUCAUGGCGCAAGAAGAUCGUUGCUAUUGUCUUGCUAGGAAUGGGUAUAGUGUACGUAUACCAGACAGACUUCCAUCGCCUGCAACAUGCUGACAUGAACCCUAGGACCUGGGCCAUUACCAUCUAUCGCCAAAAGUGCUUGUGGGGUCUAAAUUGGCGAAAGGUCAAUCGAUACUCGGACAUGGCGAUCGCCAUGUUCCUAGGUGGCCUCGAGUGCGCAGUCAUGAUCGUUGUGGCUUGCAUACCGCUCAUGCGCCCUCUCUUUUCGAGAAGCAAGGCUCGCAGCCCGCCGAACCAUGGCGACAACCUCAACUCGGGGGCGCAUCUAGAGAAGGCAAACAAGAAGGCGGCAGCUAAGCUUCCUCGAUUGCUCGAUCCGCCGUCCUGGUUCGACAAUGAGGACGAUGCCGAUGCGCAGGUCGAGCUACAGGCAAAGAAGGAUGUGCAGAUGACGGAUGCAGAGUCUUCUAGUUCCUCUGACAUCUCGCGCACGCCAGUCGCCCCGAAAGAGACUGUCGUGGAUAAGAAGAUAUGGGCAGCGCCAGUAUGCUGGGAUGCACCUGAGGAAUGUCGUAAGCAGGGUCCGCACGAGCCACCCAUUGUGCAUGCAGAUGCGCUUUGA